Molecule: messenger RNA, 3976 nt
Organism: Rattus rattus (black rat)
Lineage: Eukaryota; Metazoa; Chordata; Mammalia; Rodentia; Muridae
Gene: Epb41l5
Product: erythrocyte membrane protein band 4.1 like 5
Exons: 24
Coding region: 830-3022 (730 amino acids)
Cellular component (GO): cytoskeleton
Molecular function (GO): cytoskeletal protein binding
Source: RefSeq, a predicted model, not a curated record
UGUUGCUCUUUUCACACUGUGUCUAGCCUCUGCCUGGGAGCACCUCCGCUGGUGGUGGUUACUGUAGAGUUGUGCUAGAGUAUCCUGACAAUUCCAGUUAUUUGUCUGCUCUGCCCAUUUCCCUUUUUCUGCAUUUUUCUCCUGGAAUUAAUAAUUGUCUUUAUGUGUACUUAGCUAUUGUUUGCUUUGCUCAAGUCUCUUAGUUGUAAAGCUAAAGACACUAGAUUGAUGGAGGAACUGUGAAUGGUGUUGGCAUUGCAUAUGUUUCCUUCCAAUCUUGUAUUUAGUAUUUUCCAUUAUAAUGUGCAAUAUUUUUAUAUAACUAGUAGCUGUUUAACUGUUUAACUUUAAUGUUCUUAGUAUAACUUUAAGCAUAAAACUUAGUUUAAAUUUAUUUGAACUUUACUGAAAUAGAUAAUUACUUGUAUUUUGAAUGCUCAGUUUAGAAAAAAAGCAAAACUCAGAAUCUACCUCUCUGGUGUCUGGCACCUUAGGUACUACUUACGGACCCCAAACACUUGAUGAACAGCGUGAGGGACUGCUUUCUCCUGCUAGAUCAGCUCCGUAUAAAAUAAGACACUAAGUUUGAAAAGCUGCAAGCAUUGAUCUAUAUUAAUAGGUGUUUUAAAACUUCAUGUUAAAAUCUAGCUUUAAAAGUGAAUUUUGAAAUGAAAAUUGAAUGUAUUGUAUUCAACAUUUUGAUGUGAAAAGUAAUGUGUUUCAACUUUUUCAAAUUAACACCGAUAGCCUUACUAGAUCCCACCAUUAAUUUGACUACAGGUUGCUGCUUUUCCUUGCGAUCACUUUCACUGAUUCUGUACUGGCAGAAAUGCUGAGCUUCCUACGAAGAACGCUUGGCCGCCGGUCUAUGCGCAAGCAUGCUGAAAAGGAGCGACUCCGAGAGGCGCAGCGUGCUGCCACACACAUUCCUGCGGCUGGAGAUGCCAAGUCCGUCAUCACAUGCAGGGUGUCCCUUCUGGAUGGUACAGAUGUUAGUGUGGACCUGCCGAAAAAAGCCAAAGGACAGGAGCUGUUUGACCAAAUUAUGUAUCACCUGGACUUGAUUGAAAGUGACUAUUUUGGUCUGAGAUUCAUGGACUCAGCCCAAGUAGCACAUUGGCUGGAUGGUACAAAAAGUAUCAAAAAGCAAGUAAAAAUUGGUUCACCCUAUUGUCUUCAUCUUCGAGUUAAGUUUUAUUCCUCGGAACCAAAUAAUCUUCGUGAGGAGCUAACCCGGUAUUUAUUUGUUCUUCAGCUAAAACAAGAUAUUCUCAGUGGGAAGUUAGAGUGUCCCUUUGAUACAGCAGUUCAAUUGGCGGCUUAUAAUCUGCAAGCUGAACUUGGCGACUAUGAUCUUGCUGAACAUAGUCCUGAACUGGUCUCUGAGUUCAGGUUUGUGCCCACCCAGACUGAAGAGAUGGAACUGGCUAUUUUUGAGAAAUGGAAGGAAUACAGAGGUCAGACACCAGCACAAGCUGAAACCAAUUACCUGAAUAAAGCCAAAUGGCUGGAAAUGUAUGGCGUUGAUAUGCAUGUGGUCAAGGCUAGAGAUGGCAAUGACUAUAGCUUGGGACUGACUCCAACAGGAGUCCUUGUUUUUGAAGGAGAGACCAAAAUUGGCCUGUUUUUCUGGCCCAAAAUAACCAGAUUGGAUUUUAAGAAGAAUAAACUAACUCUGGUGGUCGUGGAAGAUGAUGAUCAGGGCAAAGAACAAGAGCAUACCUUCGUCUUUAGAUUGGAUCAUCCUAAAGCCUGCAAACACUUAUGGAAAUGUGCUGUGGAACACCAUGCCUUCUUCCGACUCCGAGGACCUGUCCAAAAGGGUUCUCAUCGAUCGGGAUUCAUUCGACUAGGAUCACGAUUUAGAUACAGUGGAAAAACAGAGUAUCAGACCACAAAAACUAAUAAAGCAAGAAGAUCGACCUCCUUUGAAAGAAGGCCCAGCAAGCGAUAUUCCCGACGGACCCUGCAAGUGAAAGCAAGCACAGCAAAGCCUGACGAUCUUGGUGUUCAUAAUGCUUCGGCCCAGAACAAUGACUCCCAACAGGCUUGGGGUAUGAAGUCUCCUGUGCCUGUCACUUCUUUCUCAUCCUCUGGUCCUGUGCUGGUGGAGACAGAGAAUCUUCCACAGAACUCUGCAGCGGACCAACAUGACAGGAAACGCUUGCCCCUGAGCAUUGAUUUGCUCAGUAGCCCAGACUUACUAGAAACAACCAUUGGUGAUGUAACCAGGCCAUCAGAUACUUCUGCACCAUUCCCAGCACCAGAUGACGUUAAUGUAGCCACCAGGUCACAUGAAUUAGAGGAACUCAAAGCUGACUGUGAGACAUUAAAAGAUGACACGGAGAAGCUUAAACAGCUCGACAUGGAGCAGAAUAUCUUGCCAUCUCUUCACCCUGCCAUUGACAUUAAUGUCAACAGCCAGGAAGAAGUGGUAAAGUUGACUGAGAAAUGUCUUAAUAAUGCUAUUGAGAGCCCAGGAUUGAACGCAGUAAGGGUUCCUCCUGACUUCAAGAGUAAUAUUUUGAAAGCUCAAGUAGAAGCUGUACAUAAGGCUACAAGAGAAGAUAGUUUAUUAACUCAUAAAAAUGCCAGCGUUCAGGAUGCUGCCACAAACAGUACUGUGUUCAGUGAAAAUAACAUGCCUCUCUGCAAAGAUUCUCUCACUCCAGUGCAUGGCACAGCUGCAGACAGUGACUCUGUACUAAAGGAUGCUACUGAUGAGCUGGACGCCUUACUUCUUUCUCUGACUGAGAAUCUGAUGGAUCACACAGUAACACCUCAGGUUUCCUCGUCAUCCAUGAUCACACCCCGGUGGAUUAUUCCAAAUUCUACCAUCUCCAAUGGGCUCGCAGGAUAUGGGGCAUCUUUGACAGGGACAGAAGGAUGUAAUCAGAAAGAUGGAUUCUCGCUGAUUUCCCCCCCAGCACCAUUCUUGGUAGAUGCUGUGACCAGCUCUGCCCCUCCUCUGCCUGGAGACUCAGCCUUGAAGCAGAAGUGCUUGCUGACUACUGAGCUCUGAGGGCUGCUGUUCCCUACCUGUACUGGGAAUGCCCCGCACCAUCCCCGGUCAGCCCUGGGGCCAGCUGAUCAGCUCCUUUACUUGGGGAAAGCCUUCUACCAGGAUUUGACUUUAACUCCAUGAAGAGAGUAGCUACAUUCUCCGUCCAACUGGAAGUCUACCCCAUAUCACUGCUUAAUGAAGAUACCUCCUCCUGUAACUGUACUGCAUCGCCAAGUCCUGAAGACAUGAGGGGAGUUUCCUGCAAACUGUUGGCUCCACCUAGCGGUUGCAACUGUUUAUAGCUUAGAGCAAGGCUUGCUGUCCAGAGCCUUUCACUGCUGGUCCCUGUAAUGUCAGGUGAGCACACCCGACCUGACCUGCGACCUGCGUGUCUGCUGCAAAAAUGAGUGGCACUUUCCUGUGCAUUCCCUGGAAAUCAGAAUUGAGGAAACAGAUGAAAACCCCAUGUCAGUAGAUUCAGGCCAGCUCUUGCAUAGUUCCUAGAAUUCUUAGAGAAGCUGAGAACAUAGAGGGGUGAAGAUGUCACCCACACUUCCACUUCUGAGCAGUGUAACCUCAGUAUGUAACCCAUUUAUCAAAGAUAAAUGUUGUCUGUGGGUAACUACAGAGAGGUCGGUCUCUGGGCAUGUCCUCCUUAGACCCCUUUUCCUGUCAGAAGCAUCUGAAUCAUCACCUGUCUGUAACUUUGCAGCCUAGAGGCAGCCGGUGUCUGCUCAGACCCGAGGCCUCAACCUGAGGCCUGUGCUCUCCUGAGCAGUGGAGAAUGCAGCCCUACUAGGCUUUCCAGUUGGGAAGGGCUGUCUUUAGGCAUAGCUUCCAGUUCCUUUUGGGAUACACUGAAAGGAAGAGAAAACAUCUGGCAGAAAUAGGGAAUGGCGGUGAGAGGGAUGGGUCCUUGAUGAGUGUAAUGACCGAAGUCAGUUUACAUUAGGGGUUUUGUAUUCAUUUUAA